AUGUUCCAAAAAACUCAUGCUUGUUCAGUGAGAAGAGUAUCGAUUAAAGAUAAAGAGAAGAGUUUGUUUCCAUCAUCAAAAAAGAAAAACAUUUCUGUAGUUAAAGCUUGGUUGAUAGAGGGUAAGUCAUUAGGGUUAAGAAAUGUGGAAAGCCAUCCAACCAUUUCUGAAUUAUCACAUCAAGAUAUCAUUAAGGAGCAAAGACCUUUGUACAUUUCAACAACAUCUAAAUGUCUAAUUCUAAAAUUAGAUUCCAAAGCUCAAGAAGGUACUGAAGAACAAGAUAAGUAG
Cetraspora pellucida is the source of this 291-nucleotide messenger RNA. NCBI's taxonomy places the organism in Eukaryota, Fungi, Glomeromycota, Glomeromycetes, Diversisporales, Gigasporaceae. The record is from the annotation of a GenBank genome assembly.